AGUCUCUUCUUUGCAACUACGAAAAAUGUGUAAAUGGCUGAGUGUCAUAACACAGAAGAUAUUUCUAGAGAUUCCUUCGAUUUAAUCGAUGAUGCAGAUGUCGAAUUAGAUGAGGAAGGAACGCAUACAUCAGAUGAGCGCACAUCGACGGCCUCAAUUAUAACGACAAGUUCAGAGAAUAGCGCAGAUGAAUCGUAUAACAUUUCCAAGCCAAGAAAAUCUCGUCCGACAUCUUUAGAGACUUCUAAAAGAUUACGAAAGAAAUUAAAAAUGCUGAGUGGAAUACCCAAACGAAAGGGAAAGAAAAAAAAGAAAACUGAUAAACCAGUUAUUAUUGAUUCGGAUUCGUCUAUUCAACAAAAUACUGACGUAAAGAAAGUUUAUAUUCCAACUGCCUCAGAUUCAAAACCACCACCGUCACCUUUCACUGAGCGUAGUUCUAAACCAAUCACGAAAAAUAUCUCCAAAUACAUCAAGGUAAGCAGCUUGAGUAAGAGAUCUGAAUCGGUCGCCAGUAUUGAAAAAGGAAACGCUCCUGAUGACAGAAUAAAAUUCUUCAAAACCUUGUCCAUGUUAAUCGACAUGGGAAAUCCAAAUCGGUCUCAUAAUCCACCGGAGCCUGAACCAAGGCGAACUACGAGCAGACCAACGUCUCGAUCUCACAGUCCCGAUAGGGAGAGCAUUACGAUAUCUUCAUUAAGUGAUCUAGUUUGGCUGAGUAUUCAGGCUUGGAAGUAUAUUGGAAGCGAUCCGUUUAUUGUACGAAAACUUGAUGAAGCAUAUAUUUUGGUGGAGAAGGAAAGAAAAGAGAAAGUUGCCAAGAUUUCACACGAGAUCCUUAGUUACAGAUUUGAUUAUGGUUUGACUCGGAGUUCCCGUCUACAGACCGAAACUACUCCUGAUUUUUUUUUACCCUGUCAAUCCAUAUUCAAGCGUUGUGAAGACCUCUCAGAACAAGUUUUAAUGAUAAAGCAAGCAAUGAAAGAUAUAGGAAUUAUUUUAAACGAUCUUAACAUUGUUGAGGAGCUGUAUUAUUCAGAGAAGAACUUUUUGGAACAAAAUUUAAAAUUAGAAGAGGAUAAAGAGUUUCAAAACAGAGUUAAAACCUUAUGCUUGUGGACAAAUUUGGUUUCUCAGCUAGCUUAUGAACUUCAUAUGUAUGCCCAUAAAUUGUUUACUGAUAAUAUACCUAAUUUAAAAUGGCCAUUUUUAAAUUAUAUGCCUAAGAAUUUCGUUGAGCAUUCCUCCUGUCCUUUAAAGCUUAAUGCUCACCUUGAGAAAGUCGAAAGUAAGAAUAACGUCGUAGAAUUCACUAUAGGCGAUGAAGAGCAAGCUGAACGAAGUAAUUGCCGACUAAUACAUUCGCAAUCAAUUCUCAACCUGGAAAAUACAGCUCAUGUUCCUAGUAGUUCAACAUAUGUAUUUAGAACCUACGUCGAAAGAACCUUACGAAAGAGUGGUUUGAAAAAGGUUGAAGCUCUAGCUAAAAAGAAUGUCCUCAAUAUGGAAUCUGUUCUAACUAAACUUCGACUGAUUCUACUACCGAUUGAAAAAGCUGAAAAAGAAAUUAAGCAAAUUGAGAAAGAGAUCGAUGAAGAGAAUAGAGAAAUCAUUCAAAGACAAUCUGGCAAACGAAACAAGGAUGAAAGGAACGACUUCAACGUUCAAAUUAAUAGGCAAAAAGCUGAAAAAUUAAAAACUAGAAGAGAACUAGUGGAAUUUGGUGAACACUCGAAAGAAUGGAGAAAAAUGAAUUUGCCAUCAUUAAAGGAGUUUUAUAAAUUUUGUAUAAGAAUCCCUCUUGACGUUAUUCACGAAUGUUUGCGCUAUCGCCUUGAACAAUCAAGAGAACAAUUCAAUCAGAAUUCAUACGACAAGGCAACUACGUCCCUAUUGUCUAUAAAUCAAUUAAUGAACGAAUGUGGAGAGAUUCUUACCGCGUCAGUGACAAUGAAAAAGUAUUACUUAACUAUGGCCUGUGAUAUAGUUGAUGAUAUUGAUAUCGAAGAAUUAGACUCAGAUAUGGAAAAUAUGUUGGGUGAACAUAUUAAAUACAUGAGGCAUUACGUAUAUAAAAUUGAAAACGAACCAAAUUUAUCCAAAUACCUUAGUAGGUUAGAGAAUGAAUGGGCCUUUAUGAGGACAGUAUGCUCUUGCGUUCGUCAGGGUGAGGCUAAAGCUGGAAAUGGUUAUUGUGACAUGGUCAGUCAUCUCCUGAACAUUAUCAAGAUGUUCUUUGCUAAGCGAUGCGAUGAUAUAACUGGUAAUCUACAGAAUUUAUUAGAACAAUCGAACGAAGGCGAUUCAGAGUGUCCUAAUAUGUAUGAUGUAAUUAUCAAACUAUGUAGAGAGAUAAAAGAUGUAUUUGAUGAAACUAAAGAAAGAACAGCCAGGGUAAUGGGACUUGCCAAAAUGCUUAGAAAUGAUCUCGAAAUUGCGGCCCAGUAUAAAAUUGUUUGUACUGCUUCUCACCUUCUGGAAAAGCUUAGAGAAACGAAUCAUGUUAAAAUUAAUUUGAGGAGUCUGUCAAGUGACUUUAUUGUUCUUAUUCCGGAAUCAAUGAAAACUGAUAAAAAAUCAAUCAUCACUUUAUUAAGGGCAACUAGUAGUCUCGGCGUUGCUGAUUCACGACAGAAUAAGGGAUAUCUUAUUAUGGUUCACUGUCAUACUGCAAGUGACGGAGCAAAAGUAUGUCCGAUCUGGAAGGGUGAAACAAUGGGAGUUGAAGCAGAUGUUGAAACUGAAAUUUGUUGGUCACACCUGAAUAUCAAAGGCUUGCUUAUCCUGGCACACUCUCGACAGCUACCAUCUGUUCGCAGAGAAGUAGAAAAGUCACUAGGAUCAAAGUGUAUUGAGUUAGUUUUAGAGCAGGUUGCUUGCCAUAAAGCUGUUAAUGAAUCAUUAGUUGAUUUAAAAAAGGCCGGGCUUGAAUUUAGAACUGCAUUCGUUGAAUAUCUAAAAGAGAUUCAAUCAUCUUUCUUCAGUGUACAAAAUGUUCCAUCUUAUAUUGGUUUAGAGAUUAUUAUUGAUACGCUGAAAAAGACUUAUAAUUUUGGAUUUGAUUUCCAUACUGAUUUGUAUAGGUUGAUGUCUGGAAAAGAAAGGGCAGCCUUAAGUGAUGCUUUAAUCGAUUUUGCUCUUGAAUGGAUGCAUUUGGCAAUUGAAAAGUGUGAAAAAGGUAGAGGCGUUAGACCUCGUUGGGCUCAUAAAUUCUUUGAGUAUCUUAGAUUUGUUGCUUCUCCCGAUAUUACAUUGCAUUUAAAAGAAGAAAAAUUUGCAGAAUUUAAGAAAAGAUUCAACCGUUGUACGUGCCAUUUAAUUGGGGAGAAACCUAAGGAUUCACCCAGUCCCGUACCAAGUAAAGUAGUGAUUCCCUUCAAUCCUAGUUUGAGUGUUCCUGAUAAUAGAAGACGAUCUGACACUAGCGAUUCUAUCAUUUCACCUGUUAGUUUUGUGUCUGAAGGAGGAUCAUUUCCCCAACACAUGUACGAAUCUCCUAUAAGCACUCCUGAAGAGUCAUGCAUAAAAAGAUCUAAUGCUAUUCUUGAAUUAGAGCGGAAGAGGGAUGAAGAAUUGAAAAAAAAAAAGAUCAUAGGGAAAGUAAUAGGUGUGUGUCAGAGAGUUCGUUAUGAUUUAUCUUUAAGAGUGGUUACAUUCGAUUGGCAAAGAGGUGUUAAAAUAGGCGAAGGUAGAUUUGGCAAAGUUUAUACAGCUGUAAAUAUGAGAACUGGAGAAAUGAUGGCUAUGAAAGAAAUUCCAAUCAAACCAAACGACCAUCAAUUUGUUAAAGGCAUAGCUGAUGAAUUGAAAAACUUUGAAGGACUCGAUCACUUUGGUCUCAUUAAAUACUACGGAGUUGAGGUUCAUCACGACCAAAUGUUAAUAUUUAUGGAGUAUUGUCAAGGCGGAACUCUGCACGAAGCAGCAAAGACAGGACUCGAUGAAGCUGCUAUUCGUUUUUACACAAAUAAGAUUGUUCAUGCAGUCGCCUAUUUGCACGAGAACAAUAUUGUUCAUAGGGAUAUUAAAGGAGAUAAUAUAUUUUUGACCAAUAAGGGCCUUAAACUAGGAGAUUUCGGCUCAGCUGUUAAACUGCGUGAACACAAGACACGAGCAGAAGAACGAAACCUUGUAAGAGGAACAACUCUGCCGUUCCAGCCUCCAGAAGUUGUAAAGAACGCAUCUAUAGAGCAACAUCUCAGAUUUGCUGCAGACGUGUGGAGCAUUGGAUGUGUAGUUAUAGAGAUGGUAACGGGUAAAUUACCAUGGUCAGAGCUAAAUAUAGAACAAGAAUAUCAAAUGAUCUAUCACAUUGCUACUGUUAAUCAAAUGCCUAAAGUACCAGAUAAUAUUUGUAACGAUUUAAAUAAAUUCUUAGAAAGGUGCUUUGAGAUUGAUCCAGAAAGAAGAGCGACAGCUGAACAGCUACUCGACGAAACCUUUAUUAAGGUUCAAAUGUGA
This is a messenger RNA of Dimorphilus gyrociliatus, 4461 nucleotides long. Lineage: Eukaryota; Metazoa; Annelida; Polychaeta; Dinophilidae. The record is from the annotation of a GenBank genome assembly.